AUGUUCUUUUGCAGGUCUUGUCUGUCUGUCUGUCUGUCUGUCUCUCUCUCUCUCUCUCUCUCUCUAUCUCUCUAUCUUUCUAUCUAUCUAUCUAUCACGCACGCAUAUUCUCUAAUCUAUCUAUCUAUCUAUCUAUCUAUCUAUCUAUCUAUUUAUCUAUCUAUCUAUCUAUCUAUCUAUCUAUCUAUCUAUCUCAGUCUGUUUCUAUCUCUAUAUAUUAGUAUCACUAUCUUUCUAUCUCGAUUUCAAUCUAUCUAUCUACCAAUAUAUAAUGGGCUCUCCCGUCGGAUUCGACAUUGUUUAUGGGUAAUUAUCUCCCAUUUUCUAGAUUUUUCUUUCACCUUUUCCCAUUUCCCGAUCUUUUCUUGUAAAUGUUCUCUCCUUUAUUUUGGUUUUCAUAAUGACUUACUCUUCCCGCCGUACGAGGUUUUUUCAUAUAUUCUCGUGACUCGCUUAUCUUUCCUUGCUUUUAUUCGUUUCGUUCUCGUUGAAUCUAAUUUUCGUUUUUUGUUUUCUUUUAUUUUUCACUCUUCUCUUCCACUUUAUCUUUCCUUGUGCAACUUUUUUUUCUUUCAAGUUUUACUUUCGUUUGUUUUUAUUUAUUUAUUUUUGUUUUUUCCUUUUUCAUCUUUAUUUACUUUCUUUCUUUCUUUUUUUAACCUGAUUUCUUUCGCCUUUUCUUUUUUCAUUAUCAACUCUUCUUUCUUUCUUUCUUUCUUUCUUUCUUUCUUAAUACAGUUUCUCUUCUCUUAUAUUUCUUACAGUCAACCCCUCUUUCUUUCUUUCUUAAUAGUUCUCUUCUCUUAUAUUUCUCACACUCGUCCUUUCAAAACGCCAUACUUAAAAAUAGCCCACUCUUUCUUUAUUGUUUUCUUUCUUUCUUUCUUUCUUUCUUUCUUAAUACGUUUUCUUUUCUUCUAUGAUUCUUUCAGUUUUUCCUUUAGAUUUGUCUUCCUUUCUCUUGUUUUCUUCCCAACAUUUGCCCGACUAUUUCAUCCUGUUCAGACAUAUCCCCACUUAUUCGGAAUGAAUUCUCUCAGAGAGGAAAUUAAAAUGUGA
This is a messenger RNA of Acanthosepion pharaonis, 1059 nucleotides long. The record is from the annotation of a GenBank genome assembly. NCBI's taxonomy places the organism in Eukaryota, Metazoa, Mollusca, Cephalopoda, Sepiida, Sepiidae.